AAAAUUUGUAUUAAAAAAAGUGCUAAAAAAAUUCAAAUUUAUUUUUUUUUUACAAUAAAAAUGUGUUUUAUAAAAAAUUGCCACUAAAAUCUAAAGAAUUGCUAAAAAGAAAAAGAAGUAUUUUUUUACUUUUCCCUUAAAUCCUUCCAAUUAAAAAAUGAGCUCCGCUUUGGAAAUUGUCCAAGAAACUAAAGAGUCAACGUCGUCUUGCUCAACAGGCAACAGUGGACUCUCGCUAUUCGAUCAAUUGAAAAACAGUAAAGAUCACAAUAGUGUCAAUAAGGUGGCCAACAUAAAAGCAAAAUCUUUUGUAGAACAAACAAAGAAGGAAGAAAAAUCCAAUAUUAUUCCCGAACAAUCAUCAGCUCUUAACCUUACAGAAAAGCCCGAAUUUUAUCCACCUUCUCUGCCAGCCAGCCAAACAUCAACUUCAAGUAUUGGCAUUGUUCAGGCCAGCAAACGUAAUAGCAGCAGCCUUAGCUCAUUUGGUUUAAAACCCUCAGCAAGGGAAUUCAGUGCAUUGCCUCAAACCCUUAAAAGAUCUCAACAGCAGCAUGUGCAACAACAUGCCACAAAAAAGACUGCAUUGUCUUCAACAAAAACAUUAGGAAAUUUAUUGUCCUCACAAUCACAAUCAUCAUCAGCGUCAUUAACAUCUUUAGCAGCCGGAGCCGCAGCAGCUGCUCUUUUAAAAACUGGAGAUCCAGCACAACUACAUUUUCAGCAUCAUCAGCAGCAGCAACAAAUUAAAAAGAAACGUUGCACCGAUCGUUAUGAUUCAUCAGAAUCUUCCGACAGUGGAGUGGCAACAUCUUUAAGUUGUACCGAUUCCAGUACCGCUUCUAGCGAAGAUGCCUCAGAGCCUGGUUCGCCCUACAGUCCCCCUCAUUUGUGUCUGAGUGAGGAGCAGCAGCAAUUAAAACAGCAACAGCAAUCAGCUUUAAUUAGCAAUAAUAAUAAUACUACGUCAACAUUAACUAACAGCACCAGCAAUAUGUCACCCCAAACAAUACUCGUUACGAAUACUGGAGGUGCUGCAGCUAGCACUAACAAAUCCACUGGGGGGACUAAUCAUACCAGCAUAACAUCAAACUCAUCAGCUGUAACUACAUCAUCCUCUUCAACAUCAUCCACAUCAGCAUCAUUAUGUGUAAGAACCAAUAACCUGCCAGCUUCUUUGACUAUAACGCCCACCAGCAGCAAUGCCAGUGCUGGUCCCGGCAAUAAAACAAAACAUCAUAAUCUUAAUACAUCAAAUGCUAAACAUAGCAAUAAUAAUAAUAAUAACAACCACAACACUGCCACAUUACGAUGUUCAAAUCUACCCACUUUACAAUGGCCUUGGAGUACAACAACCACACCAUCAUCAUCAUCUGCAUCCUCAUUAUCAUUAACAACAGGAACAAAUACAUCCUCCACCAUUACCAACUCGUCAAACACCUCUGCUCUGAGUUCAGCAGUUGUGGUCACCUCAUUAACCGCCGUAACCGCAACAGGUACAAAUACCAGCAACUCACCACAAGCCAAGAAACGUACAAUAGCUCCUUAUAUAGCCGCCGGCGAUAUGCCAGCUGCUCCCUCAGCGGCCAAAAAGUCUCGUGUACAAAAUGUACAGGAUGCCGCUCAUCUCAAUAAUCUAGCAAAUCAUACAAAUUCCGGAGCCAAAAGACUGAAAGCAGCCGCUUUAGAAGAGUCACAAACCAAGAUCACCGGCUACUUUAAAUCUCAAAUGAAGGCACAAAUGCAAGCAGCCCAUAGUAAAGCCUCCAGUGUGGUUACAUCCGGCCUGGCCUCGUGCGGCAAUAACAAUUCCAUAACCACCAAUGCUUUAACAAUGAGUGCUCCCGCCACCACCGCUUCGCUCAAUAAAUAUUUCAAUAUCCUGGCCCAGCUAAAGGAGAACAAUAAACAGGCCAAUGCCAAUGGUAAUGGUAAUGGCAGCAUUAAUGCCUCUUCUCAAUUGGCCAAAACUACUAAUUUAAACUUUAGUAGCAUAAACAGCUCUGUGCCCUCCUCCACCACCUGCACCCCCGUCACCAUUACCACCUCAGCAAUAAGCACGUUGGCGAAUAACCAACUGAAUGUCACAACAGUUCAAGCGCCCAUCACUGCAGGCACCACAUUUGUGGCGGCCAAUACAAAGCCCAUCAACAAUUUGUCCAUACAACCAGUGCCAAUGCCAGCUUUAAAGAAAAUCGAACGACCCAAACCUACCAAAAUUGCCCAGGUGGCGCCCAACUUAAGAAAAACUCCCUCCAACAGUCAUCAUAAUUACAAUCAUCACUCGAGCGGCUCCACGGGGAAGUCGCCAGCCAAGAAACAUGUAGCCAUUGCACCGCGUACACCCGAAAUGAAACAACAAAUGCAGCAGCAACAACAGCAAAUGCUGGCUAGUAAACAGGACAAUUCAAAGCAGCAAUUGACGCUAAUGUCUGGAGCUACAGCAGCACAAGCUGCUACAAAUUUAACCCAACAACAGGCUACAGCGGCUCAAACGGCUGCCGCUCCAGCUGUAUUACUCACCGCUAUACGUUUGCCAACAGCUCAAACACAAAAUCAACAGCCUCAGGCUCAAACCUUAAGUGGCAAAUCAAAUUUAACCCCAAAUAAAAUGCCGCAAGCAACGAACAACAAUCCCACAGUGGCCACAACUCAAGCCAAUGCAGUGCCACCGCCGCCGCCACCAACAGCCACAACUUUGUAUCAGCUGCCGGCUGUACAAUUACCCAAUCUAGUCCAAUUGCCACAGCUAUUGGCCGCCAAUGGAGCCAACAUAAUGCAGUUAAACAAUCUAGCCACGGCCGCCAAUAUGGUCAAGAACGCCCAGGCAAAUAAUCAACAGAACAACAAUAAUGCGGCCGCCAACAAUAACAGCCACUCUACGCAGCAAGCAGCCCAGGCGGCAGCUGCCCAAUACUUUUUAAAUGGCACUGUUUUUAAGCUGCAACAGUUUACCACAGCCACCACCACCACAGCCACCUCGGCGGCCAUGACAGCGCCCACCAACACCGGCAAUCCUUUCAAUCUCUUAAGUGCAGCUGAUCUGCAGGAUUUGCUGAUCAAGCAACAACAGCAGCAGCAUCAAUUACAGCAAUUGCAACAGCAGCAGCAAAAGGCCAACUUGAAUAGUUUAAAUGCCGCCUCGGCCAAUAGUUUUCAGGAAAUAUUCCAGCAACAAAUAGCGGCAGCCAUAGCGGCCAAUCAGCAGCAACAACAGCAGCAGGUGCAACUGCAACAGCUACAAAGACUGGGAGCAGCAGCCAAUAUACAACAGCAGCCUGUGUUUAUGGCCACUCCAGCGGGUCUCUUGCUUAAUGCAGCCUCUUUGCCAGCCAUGCUGGCCCAAGCAGCUGCAGCCUUAGCGGUAAACCAUCAGCAACAGCAGCAAAAGGCUUUAGCUUUGCCAGCCUUGCAGCCCAUACAACCGGCUCCCUUACCGGCCUUAAGUUCGAUAUUUGCUCCACCCCAACAGCAAACGGGAGAUCAUCAGCAGCAACAGCAGGACUUGCAGCAGCAACAACUGCAACAAUUGGCUUUGGCUCAGCAACAUUUCAUUAACAGUACUCAGCCCCCACCUUUAGCCACAGUGGCUUUAACCAACACCGCACAACAACAGCAGCAGCAACAACAAUUAACGCACAAUACCAACAACAAUAACUCAAAUAUCACCACAAUCUCGAAUACUUUACAGCAAACCACAAGCCAGCAACAACAGCAGCUGCCGCAAACCAUGAUGAGUGCAGCAGCGGCCACCGUAUCCGCCACAACGACAACAACAACAAACAACACUGCCAAAUUGGCGAUAGUAAAAGCCAACACCAACUAUACCACCUUAAGUUCGCAACCACCACCCUUAGUCACCAUAUCAAACAGAACAGCGCAUAAACCCAUCAGCACCACCACCAACAACUCCCACUCUAAUGUGGCCACCACCAACUCCAAAGCUAACCAAAACGCCAACAAACCCUAUCAGAAACGCAAUACAGCUGGUAAACAACAGAAUCUUAGUGGGAAAUCGGUUAACAAAAGCCAUGGCGGUAAAAUAACUACAGCCUCAGGUAAAAUAAUAGCAACACCGACCACACCACCACCACUGGUGCCCACAAUGACGGCAGCCCAACAGCAGCCGGUAGCCUUGACCUCAGCACCAGCCAAGGGCAUCAGAGCAGCCAACUUAAGCAAGACUCCCAACAGUAAACUGCCUACACCGGCUUUGGUUAGCAUUUCCAGCACCAACACCACUGCAGUACAGCCCAAGACAACGCAGUCUUUAAGCAAUAGUAGUGUCACUAUAAGUCCGGUAAUGUCGGCGCCGAAAACCACACAACUGGUCAAUAUUGCGCCCAAACUAACAACGGCCAGCAGUACGCAAACCAUGAACAUGAAACAGGGAAAUCUAAUAAACUUAAGCAACUGCAACAGCAGCACUCCGCUUAAUAUGAGCAGCAAUAUGGCAACAUGUGUGACAAAUACUUCCACAUCAAUAACAAAAACCAAAGUAAGCGUUAGCAGCAGCAGCCCAAGUGUCAGCACGAAACCUAACACCACUACUGAUCUCUUUGAUUUGGUUAAAAACUCCAAUGGAGCCAUAAGUAUAACACCAGCUCCCUUAAUAACAGUUGCCCAAGUUGCCCAAGUUGCGCUGCCACUGGUAGCAGCUCCGGCACCAGUUUCCUUCAAUUUAACCUCAAAUUUCGCACAGAGCAACAACUUUAAAUCGCUGGUCAGCACCGCCACCUCAACUCCAAAUAAGCCCUUGGAAAGCUUAAGUAAAAUCAAAGAUGAACCAAUGGAUGAGCCUAAUACACCAGCUGUACUCAAGGAAAAGGAUUUAGUUAAAUGCGAAAAUCCCAUCAGUUUCACAGGACAAAUUCCUGGCAACUUGAAAAUCAAACAGGAGCAGGAGCUUCUAACAGCCACCACUGCCGAGUUAGAGGAAGAAGACACCGAAAAGUCUUUGUCUCCUCAACCCAAUAAUAUCCUUAAUAAUGAGUGCUCUUCGUCCUCCUCCUCAUUUAGUUCAAAUUCCAUUUCAGUAUCAUCGGCCGCAGAUUUGUCUUUAGAGGCCUCUACUCCGGCUUCUAUAACCAGUUCGGAGGCCAAUUCACCGCAAUGCUCGAUAUUGUCACCAGCAGCAUCGGUAACACCCAAUCCCUGCUCAAACUCCAACUCAAAUUCCCUAAGUGAUUCCAAUUCUUCAAAUUCCUGCGCCAUGGGAGCCUCCUCACGCGACAUGUUAAGCGAAAUGGUUACAUCAACUUGUAUAUCCUCCGACUCUUCGGAGGCUAGUAUAAGUGUAUCGCUGCCGGAAAAUGAGGAAAGUAAAUUAAGUCUAAGCGAGGACAAGUCGGCUUCGUCUACACAAGAAAACGAUAAACAGCCCAGAAAUGUAGCCACUCCCGAAUCGGGCAUAGGUGGCAGUCUUAGCAAUACCGAAAGUAUGGAUUCUUCAUCGAAAUCUUCAAGUGGAGAAAUCUCUUCUGCUGCCUCGUCAUCUGAAUCGACGGCCUCGGAAAUUAUAAAUUCUCCGGCUCCUUCACAAUCGGACACACAAACACCGCCAGCCACACCCAUGAUACAAGAUCCUCAAUGCAAUGAGGAAUCUCAAAAUGAAACCUCUUCGGUGGCAUCUUCAUUGUCUCAGCCCCAGCAAUCACAAGAUUCUACCUCCAAAUCCACAGUAUCAUCGUCCACCUCGUACUCUCUACAAUCCUUUGAUUUGCUCUCCACCACCAUAGACACCAAGUUGGCGGAAGCUUUCACUAAAGAUGCACCCAAAUGUGCCAUUUCUCCCAUACUCUCACAACCAAAAACCAUACGUUUCCCGGCCAAUGGCGGCAAGGGCAACAAAAGACAUGAUGGUGUCUGCUAUUGGAACAAAUGCAAUAAGAAACAUGAAAGUAAUUCCAAAUUACUGGAUCAUAUGCAGCAUUUGCAUGUAAACACACAAACUGGACCCUUCUCCUGUCUAUGGGUGGGCUGCAAGGUAUAUCAAAAGGAGUCCUGUUCGCGUAGAUGGCUGGAGAGACAUGUAUUGUCACAUGGCGGUUCUAAACAGUUCAAGUGUAUUGUAGAAGGUUGCGGUUUAAGAUUUGGUUCUCAGUUGGCUUUACAAAAGCAUGUUAACAAUCAUUUCACCGCCACCGAAAACAAAGAGAGCACCAACAAACGUACCUCUGAUCCUCCGGUACCCAAGCAAUUGCGUAAAAAUGGCAAAAAGUUACGCUACAGACGUCAACCCUUUUCCGCCCGCAUGUUUGAUUUCUUUGAUGCUGGCAUUAUGGAGGGUUUACAACAUCGUCUACGUCAAAUUUCUACUUUAACCAAUGGCUGUAAUUCAAUUACUUUCCAGGGUCAAUGUAUUAUGAAACGCAAAAACUUUGCCGGAAAUAUGGAAUGCUUUAUACAAUGGUCUCCCAGAGAAAUAAUUUCGGAUGAAUGGCUGCCCGAGUCAACGGAACCGUUUUUGAAAACUGUAAAUAUAAAACAAAUGAAACCAACCGAAAAGAAUAAAGUCGAAAGUCUGCUAAUGACUGCCUACAAAAUGCCAUAUUCAGCAAAUAUCUUUGAAAAUGAUUAUGCCUUGAGUCAGCAAUAUCAGCGAGCUAAAAGCGACAGCAACAAUCAGGCAAAUGGCAAGACAACAACCAAUGAUAAUGAGCACAAUGAACUGAAUAAGCCAGGCAAUAAUAAUAAUAAUAACAAGGAAGUGGCCACAGAGAAUGAAGACCAAGAAGAAGAUGAUGACGAUGAUGAGGAGGAGGAGGAGGACGAUGAAGAAGAUGGUACUACCACAACGGCGGAAACAAUAUCGAGUUAUCAAAACGUUUUAACCAUUACCAAUACACAAAUGCAACAGCGCAAAAAACAUCCCAGAAAACAACAAAAUCGUAUUAUAGUAACACGUUAAGCUAAAAGAGAGUUUUUAACUCACUCUCUCUCUCGCUCUCUCUGUGUCUACAUUUCCCGCUAUUUCGCUGGCUUUCAUUGUGGUGCUGUAAACAAAAAACAUAAAGUAUUUCCUGUAACAACAAAACCCCCCCAAUUUAGUUGUAAUUUACAAUACAUUAUUUAAUAUUAUUAAUUAAUUAAUGAAUUAAUUUAGUUAAGUUUUUGUAAAUAGAGUUUUAUUUUAUAUAUUUCAUAUAAAAUUGUAAAUUUUUUGAUAUAAAUGAUAAAUAUGUAGUAGAAAAACUUUAGUUUAAGUUUUAAUUGAAGAUUUUAUUUCUCAACUCUUUUCUUUUGAAAGACAAACGAGCAACAGUGACAAGAUUUAGUUUUAAUUUAAUGUUUUUAUGUGUUUCUUAAAUUUUAAUUUUUAAUUUUUUUUUGUUGUAGAAGCCAGGUGAUAUGAUGAUAUUUAAUUUCAAACAAAAAAUACAAUUUCAAUAAAUAAUAAUUAAAUGUCGUAAUGAGAAAAAAAAAACAAAUUUAAGUGUGCGUAAAUCAAUAGGCAAGAUCACUGCCAUAUAUAUAAAACAAAUAAAACAAAAAAUGUAAUUAAAACAUCAAGAAAAAUCGUAAAAUAUUAUACAUACCUACAAAUUAUAAAAUUUAAUUUAUAUAUAAAAGAAAACACAAAACAAAACAAAAC
Messenger RNA from Calliphora vicina (urban bluebottle blowfly), 7594 nucleotides. RefSeq names its product jing (gene jing). NCBI's taxonomy places the organism in Eukaryota, Metazoa, Arthropoda, Insecta, Diptera, Calliphoridae. Gene Ontology annotation, cellular component: ESC/E(Z) complex. Gene Ontology annotation, biological process: regulation of transcription by RNA polymerase II. The transcript has 5 exons. The record is from RefSeq and is a predicted model, not a curated record. The coding region runs from base 158 to 6910 and encodes 2250 amino acids.